AUGUCUUUACUUGUUGAACAUUCAUUGAGCCCAUCUAUGAUAAGAGGGCAAGGGUAUGAUGGAGCUAGCAACAUGAAGGGUGAAAUAAAUGGCCUUAAGACUUUGAUUAUGAAUGAUACUCCAAGUGCCUACUAUAUACAUUGUUUUGCUCAUCAACUUCAACUAACAUUAGUUGCCGUUGCUAAAAAGAAUGAUAGUUGUGGUUGGCUUUUCGAGAUACUUGGAAAUUUGUUGAAUGUGGUUGGAGUUUCUUGCAAGAGAAGAGAAAUGAUUCGUCAAGAUCAAGCUCAAGAAGUUGCUCGAGCCUUGGAUGUUGGGGAUAUUGUGAGUGGAUCGGGUUUAAAUCAAGAACUUGGUUUGAGUAGGCCCGGGGAUACUCGUUGGAGUUCUCAUUACAAGUCACUUUUAAAUGCCAUCCUCUUAUUUCCUACAAUUAUUAAGGUGCUUGUACAAAUUGGGAAGCAUGGUGCAUCGGAAGAUAAGUUCAAAGCUCAAAUUGUUUUAGGACAAUUAGAGUCAUUUGACUUUAUUUUUGUUGCUCACUUGAUGUUGACUAUUUUUGGAUACACUAAUGAUUUGUGUGUUGCUUUGCAAAGAAAGGAGCAAGAUAUUGUAAAUGCCAUGGAACUUGUCACUUAUACAAAAACGGUGUUGCAAAAAAUGAGGGAGCGAGGAUGGGAUACUCUCUUAAACAAGGUAACUUCAUUUUGCACUAAACAUGGUGUUGUUAUUCCCACUAUGGAUUCUCUUUAUGUUCCUCAUGGAAGAUCAAGACGUUUUGUUGAAGAAGCAACAAAUGAACAUCAUUUUCGGGUUGGAAUUUUCUUAAGACUAAUUGAUUUGCAUCUUCAAGAACUUGAUGAACGAUUUAAUGAGAGGAAUAUGGAGUUACUAUUAUGUAUGGCUUGUUUAAGUCCUAAAGAUAACUUCUCAUCCUUUGAUAAAGAUAAGGUACUUAAACUUGCCUCUUUUUAUCCCGAAGAAUUUUCAAGCUUUGAUUUGAUGGCUCUUGAAUAUCAACUUGAUGUAUUCAUGGAGAAUAUGCUAAAUGAUGAAAGAUUUCAAGGUUUAAAUGACCUUAAUUCUCUUUCUAUGAUGCUUGUUAAAACCAAUAAGCAUAAGACUUUUCCUCUUAUUCAUUUGCUUAUCAAGUUGAUGUUGAUUCUUCCCGUUGCCACGGCAAGUGUUGAAAGAGUGUUUUCUGCAAUGACAUGUGUCAAAAACAAGUUGCGAAAUAGCAUGGGUGAUCAACUUAUGAAUGAUUGUUUGGUCACUUUUAUUGAGAAGGAUGUCUUCUUACGAGUUUCCGACGAAAAGAUUAUUGAUCGAUUUCAAAGUAUGAAGACUCGAAGAAUGAACUUGUAA
This is a messenger RNA of Chenopodium quinoa (quinoa), 1365 nucleotides long. RefSeq names its product zinc finger MYM-type protein 1-like. Gene Ontology annotation, molecular function: protein dimerization activity. The coding region runs from base 1 to 1365 and encodes 454 amino acids. The record is from RefSeq and is a predicted model, not a curated record. NCBI's taxonomy places the organism in Eukaryota, Viridiplantae, Streptophyta, Magnoliopsida, Caryophyllales, Amaranthaceae. The transcript has a single exon.